UCGGGGAGCGCGAGCCUCGCCAGCCGCCGCCGCCUCUGACCGCCCGCUCGCCCGCCCGCCCGCCACAUCUAGCGUCCUCCGCGAUGUCGGCUAAUGCUGCUGUCCCACCCGCGGCUGCCGGAGGAGAGGCCGGGGGUCCCCCCGCUCCCCCGCCCAACCUCACCAGUAACCGGAGGCUCCAGCAAACCCAGGCUCAAGUGGAUGAGGUGGUGGAUAUCAUGCGAGUGAACGUCGAUAAGGUCCUAGAGAGAGAUCAGAAGCUUUCGGAGCUGGACGACCGUGCCGAUGCUCUUCAAGCCGGAGCGUCUCAAUUCGAAACCAGCGCCGCCAAGCUUAAGCGCAAAUACUGGUGGAAGAACUUAAAGAUGAUGAUAAUUCUGGGGGUGAUAUGCGCCAUUAUCUUGAUCAUCAUCAUUGUUUACUUCAGUACUUAGUGGAAAUUCUCCGAGACGUUUCCCCAACCAGGAGCAGCGGCCGGGAGGGGCGCACGGGGCCCAGUCUUCCAGCGCCAACUUCCCCUCCAUACCCCCCCCCCCCCCCCCCCCCCCCCCCCCCCCCCAUCCCAUCCCUCCCCCCCUUCCCUGCGUGUGUGUGUGAGCGUGGCGUUGCGUUGCGUGUGGGUGUCUUGUAAAUAGCCCGAUUUGUUAUUUAUACAUAUACAUAUAUACAUAUAUAUAUACAUAAAAUAUAUAUAUAUAUUAUAUUAUAUUAUAUUUUGUCUGUUUGUAGAUUUCUAUCUAGACUUUCUAUGUGUCGCUCCCCGUGGUUUUUUUUCAGUGUCUUGAUUUUUAACGACAAACCUUCGCAAAGGACCAAGGCCCGCCUGCCCCGAUUCUCGCCUCCGUGGUCCCCCCCCUUUCCCCAAUUCGGUGGGCUCCCGACCCUCAUUUCCCCCCCCCUUCCCCGACGGAGCAAUUCCUAGUUGCCACACGGAUCAAGCCCGAUCUUGGAAUUGUAUCCCCUCCGUUCUCUUCUCCCAAAUAUCUAGAAUCUGAUGAUCCCGGCUCGUUGGGAAGAUCCGGGAGAAUUCGGAGUCGUUCCCUCGUUUAGUCUUCUCGGCCAUGCUGCUAGUCCUCAGUGUCUUGGCCACCUCUCCUCCCAUCCCCGGACCUGGUGAUCUCCUCUUAACUUAUUUUAUUUAUUAACCUAUUCGACUCGUACUGCCAGUUUUCUCUCCCUUAAGUGUCUGCGGGAAACUCGCCUGGCGUUGUGGGAGGAGUUAUACGCCUCCUUUCCGAGGGUCGGUCCCGGGUGGGAAUCCUCCCGCCGGCCCGUGGCGUUCUCCUCCCUCACCGCUUCCUCCGAACCACGGGCGACUUGACUGCCAUUUACUUCCCGUGUGUAGAAACCACUGUUGUUGUUGUUUUAGCUGUGAACAACGUCGACGCAACACGGUUGCGAUUCUUGACAUUCCACACUCUUCUUCUCUAAAAGCGAGUUUCCCCCUCUUAGGACCUGUGCGUUUUUCGUUUUUCUUGCGAUCACUGCCUACCUUAACCCUGUUUUAAGGAGUUGUGUGUGCUUGUGGGUGCAUGCCUUGGGUGUGUGUAUGUGCGACUACGGUAAAAAAGAGCAACGCAGGAGGAAGAGGAAGAGAGGUGGCUCCACUUCCAGCUUGGUCUCCUUUUUCGAAAGACGCAAAGGUUAUUCCCCCCCCCCCCGCGGAAUUUAACCAAAAACCAGCAGAUCUGAUGGUCGUAAACCGGGGCGAGGCGGAGAGGCCUUGUUCCCCGGGGAGUAAAGAUUAGACCCUUCCUUGACCUGAUCCUGUGAACGAAACAAGGGCCGUCCUGUGUUUCUAAUCCUGUGGUGAAGUUAUAAUUUAUUGUUAGAAAUUAAUUUAUAUUUUUUUUUGUCGGCGCUUUCUUGUUUCCGCCACGGGGCCUGGUUAAACCAAGGGGUGGUUUAAAGCAGGAAAGGGAGAAGGAGACAGCUGGGUAUGAAUGGCUGUGGAUAAAAGAGACACCCCCCUCCUCCUCCUCCUCCUCUUUGUGCAACCUCUCUCUUCCCCCCCCACCCCCCCUUGUUGGCCCUGUCCUCGAAGCCUGGCCACAAUUCAGCUUUUGCAAACUGUUGUAGUUGUGAUUAAUCGUGAUGAGUGACCACAAACCGACCCACCCCCGUUUCAGCACAAACUGCCAUGUUUCUGGGCCUGUUUAUAAUGUUGGCUAUGUGUGAGGUUUUUUUAACAAGUAUUUUUUGGGGGGUACACCCACCCACCCACCCACCCCCGGCCUUUCCUCUCCUCUCCCCUUCCUUCUCCAAGAGGAGGAAAACAGCUGUAUCCUGUCCGUCACACAAUUGCUCCCUGGGGGGACAAGGAAAUCUUCUUUUUUUUUUUCGACGAGGAAGAAGGAAGAGAGAGAGAGAGAAAAAAACGACGUCGGCAAAAAGUUGGAAGGGGGGGCAAAGCACGGAUGGCGGGGGGGGGAGAUCUUGGCAGGAGAACCCUCCGGUCCAGAUGCCCUGCUGGAGGGGAAGAAAAGAAAAAACCCACAUGGAUUUUGGGGGGCGUGGGAGGUAAGGGGGGGAGAUGGACUGGAAAAAGAUCAGGAAACGGGGCAGAAGUGAGAAGUUUGGGAAAGUCUCCAAGUUCCCUAGUUUGGAGGGACGACGGCGCGAGGAGACCUUGGAUGGUUGAGCACGUGGUCUUCACUUCCAUCCUCUCCUCCUCAAGAUGGCCUGGAGUGGGGGGGUGGGGGUUUCGAUCUGGGGAGGGGGGAAUACCCUGAGAAAUGGAGCCACAGGGAUAGAACAGGGAGGCCCCUUGAUGCAUUGUCUUCCAUAUAUAGUCUAGCACAGGGGUCGGCAACCUUAAACACAGAGCCAUUUGGAUCCGUUUCCCACAGAAAAGAAAACACCGGGAGCCACAAAACCUACCGGAAAAGCUCAAUAAAUCGCGUGCCAGCGGGCGUCGCGCAUUGGCGGUUGUGACACAUAUUUUGAGCGAGGAGAGGGAUGAAGGAGCCACAUGCGGCUCCCGAGCCGCGGGUUGCCGACUCCUGCUCUAGGAGAAGAGCCGUCUAUGGUAGGAGGGUCCCGGAGCCCCUUCUCAAACCCAACGUUUUGAUUCAAAGGCAGAUUAAAGGAGUUCUUUUUUUGUGGAGGGGCGUUAAUGAUAUUGGGGGGGGGGGGGGGGGGAGGUGGGUUAUAGCGACGCACGCUGGAGAUUGUGUGAGUCAAAUCGGCAAUUGUGUGAUGCAUUGAAGAUUUGUGUGGGCGAGCCGCCUUCGACACCCCGCAACCUUUUGUGGGGUGUUGCCGUCCUUUGUGCUGAAAAAGAAACCUUGGAAGCUGCCUUUUUAAUUAAAAAAAAAAAAACAACAACAAAAAAACGAUUUAAUCUGAAAAAGGGGCUUCCGAGAUCCUCGUAUAUAGAUAGUGUAAUAGAUAAAAGUCACUUUUUAAGACCCGUGGGAACGUCAACUCCCAGAAUUCCCCAGCCCGCGAGUUCCCGAACGCCAUCUUGCAGAGCUGGCCGCAGAGAAUUCUGGGAGUUGAAGUUCCCACUCGUCUUUUUUUUAAGUGGUUGAGAAAAUAUUGGAAUAGAGAAUGGUAUAUAGGGUUUUUUUGGGGGGGGGGGGGGGGGGGGGGGGGGGGGAAAGAGAAGGGGCUGCCCAUCUCCCAGUUGGCCAGCAGGGGUCGCUGUGGACGUGUUAAACUUGCCCAAAGAGGAAUUAAAAAGAGAAUUAAAGAGGAAUAAAAUGGAUUCCAGCCCAAAGGGAGACAAGACACAGGUGUGGGAAGUUUUCCUUGAGUUUAAACUGCCCAGGGAAAAUAUAUAUAUAUAUGUGGGGAUAAGAUCCAAUCUGGGAUACAAGCCGGGGUUUGAUGAUGCUGUGAAAAAGAAAAGAAAAAAAAAACAAUAACAAUUGAUUAUUUGGAGAUAAAAAUAAAAACCUACAAAUAAAUAAAUGUCCUGUGUGGAGAAUGGCC
This is a messenger RNA of Pantherophis guttatus, 3936 nucleotides long. Its product is annotated as vesicle-associated membrane protein 2. Gene Ontology annotation, biological process: vesicle-mediated transport. The record is from RefSeq and is a predicted model, not a curated record. Lineage: Eukaryota; Metazoa; Chordata; Lepidosauria; Squamata; Colubridae. Gene Ontology annotation, cellular component: membrane.